AUGGCCCUAGAUGCAGUGACCCCGUCCUCUAAGAUCGUGGGCGACCUGGCCCAGUUCAUGGUACAGAACUCUCUGACACGGGCUGAGGUGGAGGAGCGGGCAGAUGAGCUCUCAUUCCCGCUCUCCGUGGUGGAGUUCCUGCAGGGACACAUCGGUAUUCCGCACGGAGGAUUCCCAGAACCCUUCAGGACCAAGGUGCUGAAGAACCUGCCCCGUGUGGAGGGUCGCCCUGGUGCCUCUCUGCCCCCCAUGGACUUCGAGGCCAUGGAGAAACAGCUCCGCGAGUCGCACGAUGAUGACAUCACCCCCGAGGAUGUCAUGUCCGCCGCCAUGUACCCCAAAGUCUUCCAGGAGUUCCGUGACUUCACCAAGAACUUCGGACCCGUUGACUGCCUCAACACACGCCUCUUCCUGGACGGACCCAAGAUCGCCGAGGAGUUUGAGGUGGAGCUAGAGCGAGGGAAGACGCUGCACAUCAAGGCUCUGGCGCUGGGGGACCUGAACAAGGUGGGCCAGAGGGAGGUGUUCUUCGAGCUCAACGGCCAGCUCCGCUCAGUGCUGGUCAAGGAUACAGUGGCCAUGAAGGGCGUGCACUUCCAACUGGUGGAAGGAUCUGCCGAUGCCGGUAAGGUGGUGCUGCUGAAGGUGAAGCAGGGCGACGUGGUGGAGAAGGGCCAGCCCCUGUGCGUGCUCAGCGCCAUGAAGAUGGAGACCGUGGUCAACUCGCCCAUCUCUGGCACCAUCGCCAAGAUCUACGUCAGCGCCGACACCAGCCUGGAGGGAGAUGACCUCAUCAUGGAGAUCACCGAGUAGACCGGGG
Molecule: messenger RNA, 820 nt
Organism: Alosa alosa (allis shad)
Lineage: Eukaryota; Metazoa; Chordata; Actinopteri; Clupeiformes; Clupeidae
Product: pyruvate carboxylase, mitochondrial-like
Exons: 5
Coding region: 1-813 (270 amino acids)
Biological process (GO): pyruvate metabolic process; gluconeogenesis
Cellular component (GO): cytoplasm
Molecular function (GO): pyruvate carboxylase activity; ATP binding
Source: RefSeq, a predicted model, not a curated record